This is a messenger RNA of Thrips palmi, 2947 nucleotides long. RefSeq names its product HEAT repeat-containing protein 3. NCBI's taxonomy places the organism in Eukaryota, Metazoa, Arthropoda, Insecta, Thysanoptera, Thripidae. The transcript has 14 exons. Gene Ontology annotation, biological process: protein import into nucleus; ribosomal large subunit biogenesis. Bases 98 to 2164 code for a protein of 688 amino acids. The record is from RefSeq and is a predicted model, not a curated record.
UCGACCACAUUGCAUAUGGCCGCCCUCACGCCGCACAUGUGUCCAGUCACAACAUUGCAGAAGAGUUUUCGUUGAACUUGCAAAAAGUUGAGCAAUAAUGGGGAAAGCUCGAAAAGACCGCAAAAGGGGGCCCCGGCACGAUCCUGUUGGCCUGAACGGGAGUGAAUGUGUCGAGGAAGAAUUAAAUGGUUCCAAAGCUUCCGUCAACAAGGGAGAAGCUCUGAUUCAAACUGUCGUUGAUCAGCUCCAGUCCUCCAAUGUCGACGACAAGCUGUGCGGCUUGCACAUGCUCUCUGAGGUGUUCGACGGCCGCACCCUCGAGGAGGUCGUGCGGAACCGCGUCGUCCGCAUGGCCGCCCCGUUACUUGUUGAUCCUAAUUCAACGGUCCGAAACUCUACAGCUGGUGCCAUCAGAAACCUGACGACGAAUGGUGGUCCAGACUUUUGUGACAUUCUCAUUGAGCAGGACGUAAUGACACCUCUCUGUAGUCUGAUUCAAAAGUUUGGAAAUGAGUGGCAGCCAAAAGUCGAGGGGACAUCGAGUGGCGAUGAAGAGGCAGACACAUUCAUCCAAGCUGUCAACAUCUUGUGGAACUUAUGUGAAAGUAGUGCCACAGCCUUAAAAUACUUCAAUCAAGCUCACUUACUGCCUCUACUUGUGAGAUGCCUUGAUAUCAAUACCUUUGGAACAGAUGUCGCAAUCACUGUUGCUGAGUGCUUACAGACUGUGACAGAGGAAAACAAAGAAGCUAUAUCUGAAAUGCAGGGUUUGAGUGAACAACUUCAACAGCUUCUCAGCUCUCCAAAUGAAGAAAUUAAUAUGAUUCUUCUCAAAGUUUUAAUAGCAGGGGUUCUUAUUAAUAUUCAUUCAGACGGAAUUGGUGCAAUGGACCCAAGCCGUUUAUCCCUGAUUAUGGCAUCCCUGUCUACGGCACUAGCUUAUGAUCAACGAAGGAUGUUAAAUCAACUCACAAGUGAACUAGAUCUCAAUAUUCAAAAGCUGAACCCUCGAAAUAGGAGAAGGAAGCAAGAAGAUGUGGAGGAAGAGGAUGAGGAAAUGGACAGUGAAAAUGAAAAAGAGUCUGUAGAAGAAUCAAAACCAACAAAGAAGCUAAAAACUCGAGGAAAAAGCACUCACACACAAGAAAGAACUGAGGGCAUACUGCAGCAAGAAAAGGACUCUAUUUCCAAUGCAGCAAGGAUAUUACAAGCCCAACAAAUUGCUCUUGAAAUUCUUGCAAACCUGUGCUCUGGAGAUGAUGAAGAAGGUGAGAUGGAUCUUGAUGAUUCUGAUGUUGAGGAAAUGAGUGACUCUAGCUUUGGGGAGGAAGGAGGCAGCAAAGAAGCUCUGCCUGCUUCAGUUCCAUCAGAUGUCCUGGAGGCUGUCGUGAGUCAACGUUUAAUAACCAAAGUAUGGGACAAGACCCAGCUACCAGCAGAGAAUGUUUGUGAUAUUCUUUGUGAGGAUCCAGACACCCAGAUACUUUUCAACAGGUUGGGACUCCUUCGCAGCAGAGCCUUUCUUUGCCUUCAAAAUUUGCUGGCAGUCAUGGAUCUGGAAGAGUUGGGUGGUAGCAAUGAUUUGUAUAAUAUGUGGCUUGAGACCACCAAGUUGGUGUUUGAGAAAACAAAGGCUGACGAUUUGCAGUUAUUGGAAGCUGCAACAUCUGUAAUGAGGGCUGCUGUUCUGCGUCUUGCUGAAGCAAAAGCAACGCAGUUCUCCACCCUGACUGAAAAUGAUCUGAAGAUGCUUCUGCAGUGUGAAAGUCAAUGUGAACAUGCUAAUGUUAGAGCAAACCUUAUCCGGAUUGUAAGUUCCAUUGGACAAAUGCUAACCCCUUCUCUCUCUCCGCAUCUAACUGUGAUUGGCAAGUUUCUAAUGGAUGCAGCAGUUCGCGAUGCAGAGCUUUGGGUUACUGCAGAGGCGUUGGAUUGCAUAUUUGACGUUUUUGGAGAAGAUGAAACUGAUAAAGCAGCUUUUGAUAUUGAUUUAGUUAACAGACUUCGGGGACUAGCUCCAGCUUUGAAGAAUAAGGUCCGCCUGCAAAAGAAGAAUUUGGGAGACCAUUACCAUCUUGUUAUGACAGCUAGCAAUAACUUAAAUCGGUUCAUUAAGUAUAAAAGUAAUAGAUUGGCCAGUUUCAAAGCUAUUGGUCAUAGCUAAACUUCUUCCGGACAAAAAAAGAAGGAACAAAGCAAUGACAUCAAAUUUUGACAAGAUUAUCGCAAUGGCACAACUUUUGUAAAUACAGUAUGUCCCGCCCAUAACGUUGCGGUCGGCUUGCACGGUUAAACAACGUUAUAAACGGGAAACGUUAUAAACGGUAAAAGGAUGAACGCGAUUGUUGACUCGGGAAUUCAGUUUUGCAACGUUAUAUGCGGGAAACGUUAUACGCGGGUAACGUUAUGAGCGGGACCUACUGUAUUUUGAAUUGUAGGCUGUAUUUAAUUUAAAUAUCCUAUGGCCUCCUCAAUGGAAUAGCAGUUUUGCGUGACCUGUUAAAGUCAUCAAAAAAGGAUUAGCCUCUCUAUCCUUGUUGAAAUUAAAUUAUGAAUUUGAAGUGUAACAGUCUAUGUUACUGUCAUCUUUUAAGAAGCCAAUAAUAGUAUUCAGUAACUUAAAUUAAUGGGAAUACUGUAUGGAACCUUUACCCUGUUAAAGCAUUAGCUCAUGAUCAUUUGAUCUGCUUUAACCACAGAGAGUAUGUGGGGUUUGAAAAUUUUCUGCUAACAUAGAUUACGUUGCUCAAGGGCAUUGUCUUCUUUUAAGUGCAGUAUUGAUCAUUACCUGAUUUUGGGGACCUGUCUCAGAUGGUACUGAAGUCAAGUUAUGGAAUUGUUUUGUUGUGUUUUUUUUUUUCCAUGUUUUCAGUUGUAGUACUCCUACCUAAUGAAUGAAGUUGUCAUAUGUGAAAUAGUAAACCAAUAUAUAUUUCAAUCAUUACCA